Messenger RNA from Nakaseomyces glabratus, 1122 nucleotides. It is a transcript of the gene KAE1, whose product is annotated as tRNA N6-adenosine threonylcarbamoyltransferase. Gene Ontology annotation, biological process: tRNA threonylcarbamoyladenosine modification. Gene Ontology annotation, cellular component: cytoplasm; EKC/KEOPS complex. The record is from RefSeq and is a predicted model, not a curated record. Lineage: Eukaryota; Fungi; Ascomycota; Saccharomycetes; Saccharomycetales; Saccharomycetaceae.
AUGGUCGAUUUGAACGGUAUUUCUCCCAAGAACAAAGGCUAUUAUGUUGCAUUGGGUCUCGAGGGCUCUGCUAACAAGCUAGGUGUUGGUGUCAUCAAGCAGUUCGUCGAUGGCUCUCCCACUGAAAUAGUGUCUAACAUCAGAGACACAUACAUCACGCCGCCAGGAGAAGGGUUCUUGCCCCGUGACACCGCUAGACACCACAAGAACUGGUGCGUGCGGUUAGUGAAGAGGGCGCUGGCAGAGGCAGGUGUCACUCCCGGACAACUGGAUGCUAUAUGCUUCACUAAAGGCCCAGGUAUGGGUGCACCGCUGCACUCCGUGGUUAUCGUGGCCAGGACCGUGUCCUUGCUGUGGGAUGUGCCAUUGGUGCCAGUAAACCAUUGUAUCGGGCACAUAGAGAUGGGUAGAGAGAUCACAGGCGCCCAGAACCCGGUGGUGUUAUACGUGAGUGGUGGUAAUACUCAGGUUAUUGCGUACAGUAAUCAGAAAUACAGAAUAUUUGGUGAAACCUUGGAUAUCGCCAUAGGAAACUGUUUGGAUAGGUUUGCCCGUACCUUGAAGAUACCGAAUGACCCAUCCCCAGGUUACAACAUAGAACAAAUGGCUCUCAAGUGUAAGAAUAAAGAAAGAUUGGUGGAACUUCCGUACACUGUGAAAGGUAUGGAUUUGUCACUAAGUGGUAUACUGGCAUACAUUGAUUCUUUAGCCAAGGAUCUGUUUAGGAAAAACUAUAGCAACAAACUCCUGUUUGACAAGAAAACCCAUGAACAGCUAGUCACGGUUGAGGACCUUUGCUACGCGCUGCAGGAAACGUUGUUCUCGAUGCUAGUCGAAAUUACAGAACGUGCAAUGGCCCACGUCAAUUCUGCACAUGUAUUGAUAGUAGGUGGUGUUGGUUGUAACUUGAGAUUACAAGAGAUGAUGGAGCAGAUGUGCAUGGAUAGAGCCAACGGUCAUGUAUACGCAACGGACGAGAGAUUCUGUAUAGACAAUGGUGUCAUGAUUGCUCAGGCAGGUUUGUUGCAGUAUAGAAUGGGAGACUACGUUAAGGACUUCAAAGAAACUGUUGUAACACAAAAGUUCAGAACUGAUGAAGUCUUGGUAUCUUGGAGGGACUAG